UGUGGAGCUGCUGCUGCUUGCGCCUCGUCUCCCAGCUCUGAGCACCGGCCGUGCUCCCUGCUCCUCCUCUUGCCUCCGCAGCUUCUCUGGGAAUGCUGCGAUCUCGCAUUUGAAGGUCCAACUCCGGCUCUUGAAGAGGACGCAGAGCUGGACCUUUCCAUGCUUGCUUCGACGCACAUUUUUACGCAUGAAUUGAUUCGCUCUCAUCAUUCCAGGCGGACCGCGCGGAUUUAAGCUUCUGUUACAUGCUGCCAUCCAAAGGAAUCCCGUAAUGCUUGGAAAAGAGUGACUAAUGUGACCCCUGGACCUCCCUGCUGAGCAGCUGAGCAUCAUGGGAUGUGGCACUUCUGUUGCUACUGAAACUCAAGUAAAGCAACUGGAAACAGAUGAAGCUGUUAAAAGCCCCAGCCCGGCACUCACAAUGAAGGCAGCUGUUUUGAUCCAGCGGUGGUACCGGCGCUACAUGGCCCGACUGGAGGUACGAAGGAGGUACACCUGGAACAUCUUUCAGUCCAUCGAAUAUGCCGGAGAACAGGACCAGCUACAGCUGUCCAGUUUCUUCACUUACAUGCUGGACAAUUUCACCCACCUUAACGGAAACGGGCCUGACUUGAUCUCCCAGCUGCUGGACCCCGUCAUCGACCCCUGGUUAGACAGAGAGACCUGCUACAAAACAAUCCCCAUCCCAGAGUCUUACACCGGACCUCGUAUUUUGUUUCCUCUGUCUGUCUCUGAUACAAACGCCCUCUUGAGUGCUUUUAAAGAGCAGCAGAUUCUACAUGCCAGGUACGUCCUGCAGCUGCUGUACGAGAGCAAAAAGCUCCUCAAACAGAUGCCGAAUAUUGUCCAUUUGUCAACGUCCUACACCAAGGAGAUCACCAUAUGUGGUGAUCUGCACGGCCGGCUGGAUGACUUACUUCUGAUAUUCUAUAAGAAUGGACUGCCUUCUGCUGAGACACCCUACAUCUUUAAUGGAGACUUUGUGGAUCGUGGGAAAAAGUCGGUAGAAGUGGUAAUCCUCCUAUUUGCCUACCUUCUGCUUUACCCAGACCACAUGCACCUGAACCGGGGAAACCACGAGGAUCACAUCAUGAACCUCAGAUACGGAUUUACAAAGGAAGUUAUGCAGAAGUAUAAGACCCAUGGCCGUGAGAUCCUCCAGCUGUUUCAGGACGUUUUUAGCCUUCUGCCCAUCGCUACAGUCAUUGAUGCAAAGAUCCUCAUUGUGCACGGAGGAAUUUCAGACCAGACUGAUCUGGAUUUGCUUGGCUCCAUAGAGCGGCACAAGGUGAAAUCCGCCCUGAGGUUUCCUAGACGCAGCUUGGAGCAGCUUGACAUCGGUCAAUCCCAUCGACUGGGCAAAAGAAUGAGGUCGACGGACAUCUCUCGCCCCAGCAGCAGUCGCAGCUACAAUGGGAACCACAGGACCCCCACUCUGAGAAAGAGGAGAUGCAGGCUGAGCCGGCAAGAUAGCGGAGCCUCAACUUCAUCGUCUUCAUCCUCAUCGUCGUCCUGUUCUUCGCUCUGCUCUCCUCGAACUCCCUCCUGCAUCUCACCCCAAACGUACCCCUCGUCUCCCAGCACACCCUGCAACGUCCUCCAGGUGCCUUUCCUGGACUCUCUGUCCUCUGUUCCGCUCCCAUCACUUCCGCAACAGGAACGGGAAUGGAAACAGAUUGUAGAUAUAUUGUGGAGUGACCCUAAAACCCAGGAAGGCUGCAGCCCCAACUCCUUCAGAGGUGGAGGCUGCUACUUUGGCCCCGACGUUACUCAGAGGCUGCUGCACAAGCACGGACUGCAGCUGCUCAUCCGCUCUCAUGAGUGCAAACAGGAGGGAUACGAGCUCUGUCACAGCGGACGGGUGAUCACCAUCUUCUCAGCAUCAAACUACUAUGAGGAGGGAAGCAACCGUGGUGCUUACAUCAAACUGGGAAAGGAACUGGUGCCUCGCUUCUACCAGUACCAAGUCAGCCGCACGACCCGCAGGCUUACCCUGACACAGAGAGUUCGUGCAGCUGAAGGCUCUGCUCUCAGGGCUCUAAAGGAGAAACUGUUCGCCCAUCGAUCUGAGCUGAUGACGGGCUUCUUGAAGUACGACCCAAAUGAAACCGGUUGUGUGUCAGUCGGUGAAUGGGCCAAGGUGCUGGAGUCUGUCCUGAGACUGGACUUACCCUGGCGGACACUUCGUCCACACUUAGUCCAUCUGGCACCAGAUGGCAGUGUUGAGUAUCAGUCCUGCUUUGAGGAUGUGGGACCAGGAGCUCCUCUGCCUCAGGUUGCUCCCACCUUGGCUGAAACUCUGUUCAGAUACAGAACCGACAUCGAGAUCAUUUUCAACAUCAUAGACAAAGAUCAUUCAGGUCUGAUCUCCAUUGAGGAGUUUCGCCACACCUGGCGCCUUUUCAGCGCUCACCUGGGGGUCGCCAUUGACGACAGAGCCAUCGAUGAGCUGGCCCGCAGUAUCGACUUCAACAAGGACGGCAGCAUAGACUUCACAGAGUUCUUGGAGGCCUUCAGGGUGGUCCACAAACUGGACAGUAAAGAUCAUCAACUGAGCGAAAACGCAGAUAAAGAGAAGUGUGCUUGAGUAUUUGAAAGGAGGCGAAAGAAAAGGAGACGUAAACUCGAUGCGAAGAGAUACCUGGACUCCUCCAAACUGCUGCAACCUCCAGUGUUAAGGUUCUUUUAAUGUCUGCUAUUUAUUUUUUUUGUUUAAAUAAAAAAAACACAUCAGGAGAAAAAAUUAACUUUUUUUUUUUCUUUCCUACAUUUACAAAUUCACAAGCAGUAUUUAUCCAGAACCACAUUUCCCAUGAAUGAAAAAAUAAAAAUAAAAAAUUGCUUCCUUUGAGUGCACCAUG
This is a messenger RNA of Poecilia reticulata (guppy), 2861 nucleotides long. RefSeq names its product protein phosphatase, EF-hand calcium binding domain 1 (gene ppef1). NCBI's taxonomy places the organism in Eukaryota, Metazoa, Chordata, Actinopteri, Cyprinodontiformes, Poeciliidae. Gene Ontology annotation, biological process: detection of stimulus involved in sensory perception. Gene Ontology annotation, molecular function: protein binding; phosphoprotein phosphatase activity; manganese ion binding. The record is from RefSeq and is a predicted model, not a curated record.